Nicotiana tabacum (common tobacco) is the source of this 1029-nucleotide messenger RNA. The record is from RefSeq and is a predicted model, not a curated record. NCBI's taxonomy places the organism in Eukaryota, Viridiplantae, Streptophyta, Magnoliopsida, Solanales, Solanaceae.
UGAAUAAACAAACUGAGAAAACACAGAAAAUAGAGAGAGAAAACAUUGAGAGAAAAGUAAAACAGAGAAAAUGGGCAGAGCUCCUUGCUGUGAAAAGCUUGGAUUAAAGAGAGGUCCGUGGAGCAAAGAGGAAGAUGACUUACUCAUCAAUUACAUUAAUAAACAUGGCCACCCUAAUUGGCGUGCACUUCCCAAACUUGCAGGUUUGUUAAGGUGCGGAAAAAGUUGUCGUCUCCGAUGGACUAAUUAUUUGCGACCUGAUAUUAAGAGAGGAAACUUUACUCCUGAAGAGGAAAACACCAUUAUCAAGUUGCAGUGGUCUGGAAUUGCAGCAAGGUUACCAGGACGAACAGAUAAUGAAAUAAAAAACAUUUGGCAUACUCGUUUGAAGAAGAGAGUGGAUGAUAAAUCUCAACCUCAAGAAACUCAGGACAUACAAGAUCAACAACCCAUGGAAAUAACGUCAAAAUCCGAGGAAAAUUUUGAAACACAUUCAUCUGAACCUGAAAAUUCUAAGGAUAAUUCUGAAGAAAUAUCAAGUCCUAAAACAAACUUCCAGAUUCAAGAACACCCAAAUUCUUCGUCGUCAACAUCAUCUAGUAGAGAUUCAUGUUCAAACACAACUGCUACGAGUACGAGUUCUCUUGCUGAUGAAUCAAGAGAUCAAAUAAUGUUGGACAAUUUGAUUGAAGUUGACGACAAUUUUUGGUCCGAGGUACUAUGGGCACCAGCUGAAACUAAUGACUAUAAUGUUUCAGAUUUGUCAUUAUCUUCAUUGGAGGAAAAUUACGAGCUUAAUUCCAGCUUGAAUGAUAACUGGUUUUGGGAUGAUCUUUUUUCAACAGCAAAAAAAAAAAAAAACAUAGCUGAGUUCCUUUUUUAUUCUUUUUCUUUUUUUUGGGGGGGGGCCUUUUUUGGGGUACAAUAAUUGAGAGCACGGAAGCAAAUUUUAAAAGCUAGUGACCAAAAGUUUUGUGACAAUAAAUCAUGAUUAGUUGAAUGAUCAUUGAAAGUUCGUCAUUACUUAUA